Emericellopsis atlantica is the source of this 2395-nucleotide messenger RNA. Its product is annotated as P-loop containing nucleoside triphosphate hydrolase protein. Gene Ontology annotation, molecular function: ATP hydrolysis activity; ATP binding. The coding region runs from base 80 to 2329 and encodes 749 amino acids. The record is from RefSeq and is a predicted model, not a curated record. NCBI's taxonomy places the organism in Eukaryota, Fungi, Ascomycota, Sordariomycetes, Hypocreales, Bionectriaceae. The transcript is spliced from 3 exons.
GAGUCAGCGACCUCGACCUAGCUGAGGAGCAUCCACACACCGUCGCCCUCCGAGUUACUCAACCGAAACACCCGCAAGUAUGGAGGCCGACAUCAAAGCCGUCAUCCCCAACAUCGAUCCCGUCGUCUCGGAGUACUCAGUUGGCUACCUCAACCAUGCAUCGACGCUGUGGACCGAUGAAGAGGACACGAGCGCCUCCUCGCCCCUGGACGAGGCUGGACUUGCCAUCCGAGAAAUUUUACUGUCGGCAUCAGGCGAACCCGACUCUCAGCUAGAGCAGAAGAUCACGGAACUUGUCAAGAAAUGGGUGGACAAGUACACCGAAGCAAACGGCGGAGAGCGCCGCGGCCCCUCGACAAUGAAGCGACUCGAUCAGACCAUCCAAGUGUCCUCACAACGGAACAUGUCGUCGACUCUCGCUGUCGCUUCGGGCGGUGUCGAUCUCGAAUCAGCCAACAGCCGCAAGGUGGAGUCCAAGGUCGACCGCAAAAAGCUCGAGAAAGCCGAACGCAAGAUUGCCGCCAAGCAGCAAAAGAAGACGUUCAAGACAGUCGAGUACGAGGCAUCGAGACUGCUGGACCAGCCCGAAUCCGCCGAAAACUACGAGGAGUUCUACAUGGCUGUCAACCCGCUGCAGCUGGGGGCGAACUCGAACAAGAGCAAGGACAUCACCUUGGACAAUAUCGAUGUUUCAAUUGGCGGCCUGAGGAUCUUGACAGAUACAACCCUCACACUUGCGUAUGGCCAUCGAUACGGUCUAGUGGGUAAGAACGGUAUCGGUAAAUCUACACUGUUGAGGGCGCUGUCCCGACGUGAGGUGCCGAUUCCCACACACAUUUCGAUUCUGCAUGUUGAGCAAGAGAUUACGGGUGAUGAUACGCCAGCCAUCCAGGCUGUUCUAGAUGCUGAUGUUUGGCGUAAGGUGUUACUCCGAGAGCAAGAUGAAUUCACAACGAAGCUUGCCGAUAUCGAGGCACAGCGAGCGCCCCUCGCCGACACAUCGGCUGAUGCUGCCAGGCUCGAUAAGGAACGUGAGGCUCUCGACACCAAGUUGGGAGACGUGCAAGGCAAGCUUGCCGAAAUGGACUCAGACAAGGCUGAGUCACGCGCCGCCAGUAUCCUGGCUGGACUCGGUUUCUCUGCCGAGAGGCAGCAAUACGCGACCAAGACGUUCUCAGGUGGAUGGAGGAUGCGUCUGGCGCUUGCCCGUGCGCUUUUCUGCGAGCCUGAUCUCCUUCUUCUUGACGAACCGUCCAACAUGUUGGACGUGCCAUCUAUCACCUUCCUUUCCAACUACCUGCAGGGCUACCCAAGCACAGUCCUGGUCGUCUCUCACGACAGAGCGUUCCUGAACGAGGUGGCUACGGAUAUUGUCCACCAGCACUCGGAGCGCCUCGACUACUACAGAGGAGCCAACUUUGACACCUUCUACUCGACACGCGAGGAGCGCAAGAAGGUGGCGAAGCGCGAGUACGAGAACCAGAUGGUCCAGCGUGCGCAUCUGCAGGCUUUCAUCGACAAGUUCCGCUACAACGCCGCAAAGUCGUCAGAAGCGCAGUCACGUAUCAAGAAGUUGGAGAAGAUGCCGAUCUUGGAGGCCCCCGAGGCAGAGUACAGCGUCAAGUUCCAGUUCCCCCCGGUGGAAAAGUUAUCGCCGCCCAUUGUGCAAAUGUCGGAGGUCACGUUUGGCUACAGCAAGGACAAGAUCUUGUUACGCAAUGUCGACCUCGACGUGCAACUGGACUCGCGUAUCGGCAUCGUUGGACCCAACGGUGCCGGUAAGACAACGAUUCUCAAGCUGCUCAUUGGCAAGCUGACGCCGACAUCUGGUAUCAUCUCUGCCCACCCGCGACUGCGCAUUGGUUUCUUCGCCCAACACCACGUUGAUGCGUUGGACCUGACGACUAGCGCUGUCAGCUUCAUGGCCAAGAACUAUCCCGGCCGCAAGGACGAGGAGUACCGAAGGCAACUAGGUGCCUUUGGCAUCACGGGCACGACUGGUCUGCAGAAGAUGGGUCUGCUGUCUGGUGGUCAGAAAUCCAGGGUGGCCUUUGCCUGUUUGGCGUUGACCAAUCCUCAUAUUCUCGUUCUCGAUGAGCCCUCCAAUCAUUUGGAUAUUGAAGCCAUGGACGCGUUGGCCGAUGCGUUGAACGAAUUCGAGGGAGGUGUGCUGAUGGUUUCUCACGAUGUCACCAUGCUGCAGUCGGUGUGCAAAUCGCUCUGGGUCUGCGAUGGCGGUACUGUCGAGAAGUUUGACGGUGAUGUGAACCAGUACAAGAAGAGGAUUGCGGCACAAGCAGACGCUGCGGGUGUUGUCAAAGCUCAUUAAGUGUUGUAGUAUAUGAAUCUGAAUGUGAACCGUCAAAUCGAAUAUCCCAUAUACAGCUUUGGCAAA